AUGUCUCGAGUACCUCAAAGAACUGGCACUACUCUCUACCAUGUGCCUCUAAUUAUCGAUGGCCGUGAAGAGACUGGUGAAACUACUUUCGAGGUGAUCAGUCCUUAUACAAACCAAGUCUGUUGGACAGCUGCGUGCGCUACCCCCGCUGACGCUGUUCGCGCUGUGGAAUCUGCCCAAAAGGCAUUCCCAGCGUGGGCAAACACCAAGCCGACGCUAAGGAGAGAUAUACUACUAAAAGCCGCUGAUAUACUUGAAUCACGACUUGAAGAAAAUGGUGAAUUCAUGCAGACAGAGAUGGGAGCCGAUGUCCCUUCUUCGACGGGUUUUGUCGUUCCCAAGGGAAUCAGCAUGUUGCGUGAUAUUGCUUCGAGGAUUACUGCAAUCUGUGGUAGUGUUCCAGUAGUUGAAACGGAAGGACAGAGCGCGAUUGUAUAUCAAGAACCCAUGGGAGUGAUCUUGGGUAUCGUUCCCUGGAAUGCGCCAUAUGUAUUUGGCGUCCGUGCCGCAGCGUCUGCUUUGGCAGGAGGAAAUACAACUGUGAUCAAGUCAUCUGAAUAUACGCCUCGAUGUUACCACGCCCUAUUGAGUGCUUUUCUUGAGGCUGGGCUUCCUGCUGGUUGCUUCAACUUGAUUUCAACCCGAGCUGAGGACGCAGCUGCUGUGGUAAAUAUCAUGAUAGAGCAUCCAGCAGUUCGGAAGGUCAAUUUCACUGGCAGCACGGCUGUUGGUCGAAAAAUCGCUGCCUUUUGUGGACAGCAUCUUAAACCGUGCUUGAUGGAGCUGGGAGGCAAGAACAGUGCGAUUGUCUGUGGCGAUGCCAAUUUGGAGACCGCUGCUCUGGCUGUGCUGAUGGGUGCAUUUCUUGUGAAUUCAGGACAGACAUGCAUGUCGACUGAUCGCAUCAUAUUACACUCCGCUAUCGCAGAAAAAUUCAAGAGCACUGUCGAACGGCUUUUAGACGAUAAUACAUCCGCAGCACCGCCUACGUUGGUCAGCAUGUCUUCAAAGGCGCGGGUCACUGGAAUAAUCACCAGUGCUCUCGCAGCAGGUGCAGAAGUCGUUCAUGGAGCGUUCAGCGAUGCCACCACCUCUCAGCCAGACUCAAGUGCGCCAAGAGUGAGCAUGACCCCAGUAGUCCUAGGAAAUGUAAGUCGGGACAUGCAUAUUUGGAAAGAAGAGUCAUUUGCUACCGUUGCCGCGUACAUGAUCGUCACAAGUGAUGAUGAAGCAAUCGAACUUGCCAACGAGGGCGGCUACGGGCUGUCGGUAUCAGUAUUCACAGAAGAUCUUCGCAAGGGACUGGCCAUGGCGAAGAAAAUCCAGUCGGGAGCCGUGCAUAUCAACAGCAUGACGGUUCAAGAUGAAGCGGCACUUCCGCAUGGAGGAGUAAAGAAUAGCGGAUGGGGGCGAUUCAACAGCGAAGAAGGAAUAAAGGAAUUUUUAGUCACUAAGAGCGUCACCUGGAUGGACUGA
Talaromyces amestolkiae is the source of this 1476-nucleotide messenger RNA. RefSeq lists its product as uncharacterized. Lineage: Eukaryota; Fungi; Ascomycota; Eurotiomycetes; Eurotiales; Trichocomaceae. Bases 1 to 1476 code for a protein of 491 amino acids. The record is from RefSeq and is a predicted model, not a curated record. The transcript has 3 exons. Gene Ontology annotation, molecular function: succinate-semialdehyde dehydrogenase (NAD+) activity.